Molecule: messenger RNA, 1945 nt
Organism: Myzus persicae (green peach aphid)
Lineage: Eukaryota; Metazoa; Arthropoda; Insecta; Hemiptera; Aphididae
Gene: fray
Product: STE20/SPS1-related proline-alanine-rich protein kinase
Exons: 10
Coding region: 346-1866 (506 amino acids)
Biological process (GO): protein phosphorylation
Molecular function (GO): protein serine/threonine kinase activity; ATP binding
Source: RefSeq, a predicted model, not a curated record
ACGUGUGUAUGUAUAUUAAAUAAUAUCGUAUAUUAUUUAUAAACGCGCGCGCGUCAACCGACGAUGCCGUCGCCGCCUGCGUUGCGUGCGCGCGCCAACUGAGUUGGAACGACGUCGACCGCCGCCGUCGAUAUCACCGCAACCACACACGACCGAGCGGCGAUAGCCGCCGCCGCCGCCAGUGCAUUGCCGUCCGCCGCCAGUACUUUGCCGUCCGCCGCCAGUACUUUGCCGUCCGCCGCAGUGCAGUUGUAAAAUGCCAUUGCGCCUGUUCGGUCGGCGUCGUCGGGAAUCCUACCGGAUCAUCAACAGCGCCGGCACGUUGUAGUGCCAGCCAGCGGUAAAAUGGCGGCGCUGUCGUCGACGACCACCACCACCAGCACCAAUGCCACAGCCGCGGAUAGCGCGCCUUUGACGGCAACCGCCGCUUCUUCGGCUGCCGCCGCGGCUUCUAUCGUCUGGCCGAACACCCGAGACAGUUACGAACUCCGCGAAGUCAUUGGCGUCGGUGCAACCGCUACUGUUCAUGGUGCUUUUUGCAAACCUCGUCAAGAAAAAUGUGCCAUCAAGAAAAUAAAUUUAGAAAAAUGGAAUACCAGCAUGGACGAAUUAACAAAAGAAAUACAAGCUAUGUCAUGGUGCCAGCAUGAAAAUGUUGUUACAUAUCAUACUAGUUUUGUAGUUGGUGAUGAAUUAUGGUUAGUAUUACGUUUGCUAGAAGGGGGAUCAUUACUCGACAUACUUAAACAUAAAAUGCGCACAAGUGAUUGUCGUCAUGGUGUUCUUGAUGAAGCUACUAUUGCAACUGUCCUAAGAGAAGUUUUGAAGGGCUUGGAAUAUUUCCAUUCUAAUAGUCAAAUUCAUAGAGAUAUAAAGGCUGGCAACAUUCUUCUGGGUGAAGAUGGAACAGUUCAAAUAGCUGAUUUUGGAGUGAGUGCAUGGUUAACGACUGGUUAUGAUACUAAUCGUCAGAAGGUUCGACACACAUUUGUUGGCACACCUUGCUGGAUGGCUCCGGAAGUCAUGGAACAGGUACACACGGACCACGGAUAUGACUUCAAAGCAGACAUUUGGUCAUUGGGAAUUACAGCCAUUGAGUUAGCUACUGGAACAGCACCAUAUCACAAGUAUCCACCAAUGAAGGUUCUUAUGUUGACACUUCAGAAUGAUCCACCUACAUUAGAUACUGGCGCUGAUCAAAAAGAUCAGUACAAAGCUUAUGGCAAAACUUUUCGAAAACUAAUUACCGAUUGUUUGCAGAAGGAUCCAACUAAAAGACCUACAGCUACUGAACUUCUCAAACAUCCAAUUUUUAAGAAAGCCAAAGAUAAAAAGUACCUUCAAUCAACUUUAAUUGCUAUUGGUCCUAGUUUAGAAACUAGAGUACAAAAGGCAUCAAAAAGACAACCCGGUACAUCUGGCAGAUUACAUAGAACAAUAACUGGGGAAUGGACAUGGUCAUCUGAAGAAGAAUGCGACGGACAGUCAUCAGAUGAUGAAUGUCAAGAAAAACCACUAAAUAAAUUACUUGAGGUCCCUCAAUCAUCUGAUAGUGAACAUGAAAGUGGUGAUGAACACUUAAAUCUUGUUCUACGAAUGAGAAACUCCAAUCGUGAACUUAAUGAUAUUCGAUUCGAGUUCUUAUUGGGAAAUGACACUCCUGAUGGUAUUUCUACUGAAUUAGUGGGAGCUGGAUUGGUAGAUGGCAGAGAUGCCGAUGUAAUAGCUAUGAAUUUACGUGUUCUGAUAGGUAAUCAAACUCGCGAUAGACCAGUUACUUUUGCUCUUGUAUCCGGCUGCAACAGUGAUGAAACACCUGAUGAGAAAAUGCUAGUUGGUUAUGCCCAACUGUCUUAUGCAGAUUGAAAUCAUAGUUACCAAAUGACUUAUAUUCAUCUGUUGUGCCACUAAAAAAUUUAACUCUGUAUGUCUUAAAUAAAAUUUU